AUGUAUCAAGCGAUUGUUAAAGAUCGAAUUUCUUUAUGUGACAAUGAUACAAACAAUUUAUUGGCAACAGUGCACUCGCUUGGCGCCGAACUUGAUAAAGAACUCACGAGUGUUAUGACAAAAAUAUCUGUGCAUGAAUGCGAGUUGCCGACCAAGCUGGCAAAAUUAAAGGAGCUCCGGGAGGAGUUGCUUUCUUACCGGAAACAAAUUGUUGAGCUCAGAGACGAACAUGCUCGACAGAAAAACGCCAUAGUGGAUUUGCUCAAGGAAUCUUUUGAGGUAGAUGCUCUAACAAAUCUCAUGAGCCAUCAAACCGAACUAAAUAAUCUUAAGGCCAUUGCAAGCUUGGUAAAUAAAAUUGCACUCUGUAAAACCUUAAUAAAAGGAAAUAGCGAGGAUUCAUUCAAAGUUUUUUUAGAAAUAUUAGCUGACGAGGCGGAACUUGAGAUUGUUGAUGUUCAGGAAUGCAUCAAGAUUAAAAAAGAAGUCGAAACACUGGCCGAGGAGAUUUAUCAAGUUGCUCUUGGGGCGUUUGAAAAGAACCUUGAUUCUUUGGGAUACCCAUUUGAUAUUGCAGUGGAUUGGGGAGCUAGCUCAUCAAAAGGGCAACUUAUGAAAGCAAUCAAAGUGGCCAUUCUUUCAAAGGAUCAUUGCAAUAGCUCUGGCGUCGAGGCUGUAAUGGAUGUCGUUUUUCAACGAUUUCGUAAACGCUUUCAUUAUCAUUUCUAUGGAGCUAGGAAAACGAAUGAUUCGUCACAUCCUGAAUGGUAUUUUCAGCAACUAAUACAAUGGAUUCUUCAUUCUUUGCCCUUCUUCACGUCAAUUUUCAAUGAGUUCUGCGCAAAUAAGCUUAAUGCCUCUGAAGAAUUUAUUCAACAUAUUUCGACUUUGGCAAACGCCAAAACAACGGAUCUUCUCUCCCAAACAACCGUAGUAGCAGACACUCUCCUGUUUUCACAUAUUAUUGACGAAGCUAUCAACUUUGAGAGGAUGCGUUCAACAUACGAUCCCAAAAACAAAGGCGAAUCAGCUCUCAAACCUUUUUGUGAAGAAGAUGUCAUUCGGCGAUGGACAAAUAUCGAACAAACGGUAUGCAGUGCUCGGCUCGAUGAAAUUUUGCACGGUGAUUCGAAAUUUGAAGACCGCUUCAGCAAAGAAUUGGGAUCUUUGGACGAUUAUCGUGUUGUUGAAUGCGCAGAUGCGUUUGUUGCACUGUUAACAGAUCUUGGUCAAAGGGCUCAAAUGCUACCGGAGGAAAGCGCAACUAGAAGGAUAAUUUCGGUGAUCGUGGUACUGGUAGAUGAAUUUCGUGCACGACUUGCUCAAAUAGCUCGAUUCAUUGAUGUUCCACUUAACAAUACAUUCUUAUGUGUGAUGAAUUCCAUAUGGUAUCUUGCUUGUGUUUUCGAAGAAUGGUCGGACUCACUUAGUUUUACCGAUCAUCUAGGUCCUCUCAAAGAAUCGGCAAAGAUGUAUAGAUUUAUGUGGAUACAAAUGUGUGAUGAGCUUGUUAAGCACAUCUGCGAUUCUUUUGCAUCAUAUUUGACCGAUUAUAAACGACAAAAUUGGUUAAGCCCCAACUACAGUGAAGGAAUUUCUCCUCACUUUUGCUCUGGCUUACACAAUCUUCGUUCAAAUCUUACUGCGUGCAGCACAGUUUUGUCACCAUCAUCAUUUGAUCGAUUUUUUAUGGGUUUGAUCAAGGCUAUCGUUGAUAUCAUGGAGAUCGAUGUCAUCUUUUCAUGCAAAUUUUCGCAACCAGGCGCUCAGGCAAUGCUAACUGAUAUAAACGAUUAUCUUUUGCCUGUUUUACGUUCCAUUUCUUCCCGCACUAAAACUACCGAGGAAGAAGCUACUGGGCACGUUUUAUCAACUAGUUCAUGGGAAGAUGUUCUUCAACCUGUGCUAGAGAUAUUGCGCUUUCUUGCGCUAUCGUCAUCUCAGUUGCAGAGUUUCUCUCAAUCUUUGGAAAACCAACCUGAAGAGUUGAUUGAUGAACGUUUAAAAUUGCUGAAUUUCAACAUAGAGCAUUUUGUUAGUUCAGGAGAAAAGGAAAAAACAAAAGAGCUAUUACUGGUGCUCUUGGAAAAUUCUGGAUGGAUGAGCGAGAUUCACAAUUUGUGCCGACAAUUUCUCCUUAAAAAUGGAGUAGAAGUUACCGUUGACGAAAUGUACAACAGUUUGAAAGGUCCCGCGAGAAAGGCCGUUUCCGAAGAAGUCAAACGAAAACUUUUCGAUUUGAUUCGAGAAUUUGUUAUCCGGUAUGGCGAAAUUGAGGAUCUU
This is a messenger RNA of Mesorhabditis belari, 2283 nucleotides long. The record is from the annotation of a GenBank genome assembly. NCBI's taxonomy places the organism in Eukaryota, Metazoa, Nematoda, Chromadorea, Rhabditida, Rhabditidae.